AUGGAUCUAGAUGCAUAUGAUGUCAGAGUUGCCAUGAAAUCACUUUUGGAUUAUAUCUAGGGAGAUAGUGGAGAACUAGAAAAAUACUGGAGUAUCGUUGAAAAGCAAAAUGAUGAUGCCAGACGAGCAGCUAGAAGACUUGAAAAGGAAAGAAGAAGGCUAGAAAUGGGCUCUGACUAUGAAUCUUCUGAAGGAGAGCACCAUGACUACUAUUCAGAUGAGUAUACUGACUCAGAGGCAGAAGAAUCUCAAGAAGAAGAACCUCUAGAAUCAUCUAGGCUAUAAAGCGUCGAUUAUUCAAAUAUGAAUAGCAUGGCUGAACAAAGCAAAUAAUCUACUACUAAUCAGCCAGAGCCAAUUCCCAUUUAAGAACUACCAUUUAAUGCUGUGAGAUUCCUCGGUGAAAAGUUAAGAGAAGUUAUCAAUCAACGAAAGCUAGAGGCAAUAAUGAAAGAAAAAGCUAAAAAGUCGGAGUAAUAGUCUAUGAUCGAUAGUAAGAAUGCCAGUUUAGCUGGAAUUAUCUCUAGACCACCAUCAGGCACCAAAAUAUAAUUCUAUGCUAUUGGCAAGUAUGACAAUGUGACUCUAUUUUAGGAUAAGUCUAGUACUUUUGAAAAAAGAAAUAAAAGGGCAGAUGAAGAAAUAGAAAUCAAGCCAAUUACUAUGAAUUCAGUGGAUAUAAAUAAUUAUAACCCUAAAGCCUACCUCAACCCAUUCCAAUAUAUAAGCAAGAGUUCACCUAAUACCUUACAAAGAAAUGAGCCUUUGUUUAUUGUGAGUAAAUGCUAGGGCUGGAUAACUGUGGAUCCAGAUUAAAAUUUAUCUCGCAAUAAACCAUUUGAAAGGCAACCAAAUUACAUGAAUGAACAUGAUAACUCUAAAUUAGCUCCUUAAUGGAUGACUAGUUGUUCGAUAGCAAGAUAAACAUAAAAGAAAAACAAAAAAGACUUGGAUUUUGACUCUACAACUUAGAAGGGAUUACUAUACGAAGGCUCUAGAACUUUCCUCGUCGAUAGAUAAUAGCCUUAAAGAAGUGUACUUAAUUUGGGUCAUACCAGGCAUAAUGUACCUUUUAAGCAAAUGAUUCAAGAAAUUCAUGCAUCUAGUUAGCCUGCUAGAUUGGUUGAGUGGAAUGGAGUUACUUAGUCAGAAGUUAAGAUGAGGCCAGUAACAGGUAAAAUUGGAUAAAUUGCCUAAAUCUGA
Messenger RNA from Stylonychia lemnae, 1203 nucleotides. NCBI's taxonomy places the organism in Eukaryota, Ciliophora, Spirotrichea, Sporadotrichida, Oxytrichidae. The record is from the annotation of a GenBank genome assembly.